UGUCCGCGGCGAGCAGCAGCCCGGAAGUGAGUCUGGCCGCGCCCACUACUAACGUAAAUCGCGACGUCGUACAGAAUAAACUCCCGCUGCAAAAUGGCGGCGGUGCCAGAUGAGGCGAGUGAGUCGGUGAAGACGGAGCCCGAGCUCCUGGAGGAUGUGAAGUCGGAGAACUUGGGCUGUAAUGACAACGAAGAUGCGGUGCUCGGCAACGGGAAUGGGGUCUCCCCGAAGCCUCCGAGUCCCCAGGCUGCAGCCCCGGCAGCGGCGGCGAUGGUCACCCCCCAGACGGGGAGCUCGGAGGUUCCGGACCGGCAGACUCUGCUGGCCGUACUACAGUUCCUGAAGAAGAGUAACCUGAAGGAGUCUGCGGACAUACUGCUCCGGGAGGCGGGAAUCCCAGACGGGGAGGACAAGGCGACCCUGAGCCCCGAGCGGCAGAGCGAGCAGGACGGCGCCGAGCAGACUCUGCUGAGCCGGGUCACUGCGGGGAGCGCGCCCCUCAACACGGCGCCUGGAGUGUCCGCCAACAGCGCAGGGGUGCUGGGGAAAGGUACACAGAAUAACAAUGCCCAAGAUCAGCCGGAUGUCAGCGCUGUUCUGUCUGCAUACACCCAGCAAGGAGAUCCAGCCCUAUAUGAGGAGUAUUAUAGUGGCCUGAAGAGAUUCAUAGAAUCCGUCCUGGACUGUCAUCGAGCUGAGCUGUCUCAGCUAUUCUACCCCCUGUUUGUCCACAUGUAUCUGGAGCUUGUAUACAAUCAACAUGAAAAUGAAGCAAAAUCAUUCUUUGAUAAAUUUCAUGGAGACCAGGAAUGUUACUAUGAAGAUGAUCUCCGCAUUUUGGCCAGUCUCAGUAAAAAAGAGCACAUGAAAGGAAAUGAGACCAUGCUUGACUUUCGGACAAGCAAGUUUGUCUUGAGAAUAUCUCGAGACUCUUACCAGCUAUUGAAACGUCACCUACAGGAGAGACAGAAUAAUCAGAUCUGGAGCAUAGUACAAGAACAUCUGUAUAUUGAUAUAUUCGAUGGCAUGCCACGUAGUAAGCAACAAAUUGAUGCCAUGGUUGGCAGCCUCUCUGGAGAAGCAAGAAGAGAGGCAAACAAAGUCAAGGUGUUCUAUGGUCUUCUAAAAGAGCCAGAGAUUGAGGUGCCUUUGGAUGAUGAAGAUGAAGAAGGGGAAAAUGAAGAGGGGAAGCCAAAGAAAAAGAAGCCCAAAAAAGAUAAUAUUGGUUCAAAAAGUAAGAAGCAAGACCCUAAUGCUCCUCCCCAGAAUAGGAUUCCUCUCCCAGAGCUAAAAGAUUCUGACAAACUUGAUAAAAUUAUGAUAAUGAAGGAAGCUGCCAAGCGUGUGCGACUUGGUCCUGACUCUUUACCAUCAAUAUGUUUUUACACGUUCCUCAAUGCUUAUCAGGGUCUGACCGCGGUGGAUGUUACAGAUGAUUCCAGCAUGAUUGCAGGAGGCUUUGCUGAUUCAACUGUACGCGUAUGGAGUCUGACACCUAAAAAACUACGCAGUGUUAAAAGCACAACUGAUCUUAAUCUGAUUGACAAGGAAUCGGAUGAUGUUCUUGAGCGAAUUAUGGAUGAGAAAACUGCUAGUGAGAUGAAAGUUUUAUUUGGUCACAGUGGUCCUGUAUAUGCAACCAGCUUCAGCCCAGACAGGAACUACUUACUAUCCUGUUCAGAAGAUGGCACUGUCCGGCUGUGGAGCCUACAGACCUUUACUUGCUUGGUAGCCUACAAAGGACACAAUUAUCCUGUAUGGGAUGCACAGUUCUCUCCAUAUGGUUAUUACUUUGUUUCUGGAGGGCAUGACAGGGUGGCACGCUUAUGGGCUACUGACCACUAUCAGCCACUACGAAUAUUUGCCGGCCAUCUGGCAGAUGUCAUAAGUACUCGUUUCCAUCCAAACUCCAACUAUGUAGCCACUGGUUCUACAGACAGGACAGUAAGAUUAUGGGAUGUGCUCAAUGGGAACUGUGUGAGGAUUUUUACUGGACACAAGGGACCUAUUCACUCACUGGCCUUUACUCCCAAUGGAAAGUUUCUAGCCAGCGGCAGCUCGGAUGCCAGAGUCUUGCUUUGGGACAUUGGUCAUGGUUUAAUGGUUGAAGAGUUGAAGGGACAUACAAACACAAUCUAUGCACUUAGAUUCAGCCGCGAUGGAGAGAUUUUAGCAUCAGGUUCUAUGGAUAAUACAGUCUGUUUAUGGGACGCAAUAAAGGCUUUUGAAGAUUUGGAAACUGAUGACUUUACAAGUGCUACAGGCCAUAUAAACUUGCAUGAAAAUUCCCAAGACUUGCUGUUGGGCUCUUAUUUGACAAAGUCUACCCCUGUUACCCAUCUUCAUUUCACAAGAAGAAACCUCUUACUGUCUGCUGGAGCAUAUAGCCCACAGUGAAUGCAUGUACUUUAAGGCUAAUGCAAGAAAAAAAAAAUCAUCAGUCACAAAUAUUAAGCCAAGGGCAACAUCCAGCUUAUGCAAUGAAGCUACCAAAUGGCAUUUACAUGUCAAUUUCAGCAAGAUCGUCUUGCGUUUACAGCACUACCUUGGUUUCACUAGGGCCUGACUUUAUGUGAAAAAACUGGUGCUGUGAUUGAUGAGCACUGAGUGCUUGUGUACACACAACUGCAUCAAUAGGACAAAUACUGAAUCAGCAGUGGUCUUGGAUUUUAGGAGGUAUAAAUAAGUUGGUCUUAGUCUACUGCACCAGUAGAUCAGAUGUAGUGGUAGGAACAAUCCUUCAGAGCCUCCUUUAAGUUACAUGAUUGGAAGUGCCUCAUACAACUGUGCUAUCUUAACAUUGAUUUCAGUGGUGCUGGAGAAUGGCUUUGUGGAGUUUCCCUUUAAAGAAGCAGUCCAGUGCUGAAAAACUUAGGAUAGGGGAUAAGUUUCAGAUUGUGGGGCGAUCUCCUGUAUGGGGCCCCGGCAGCCAGCGGGAAGGGGAUGUAUUGACCACCGCACGAAGCGGCAGCUGACAUGCCCCCUCCUCAAUACAACUCUAUGGCAGAGCCAUAGUGCUGUAUUGACGGGACGUGUUGGCCACGGCUUUGUGUAGUGGUCGACACCUGCUAUCUGGCCAGCGAGCCUGGCCCCUGUACAGAAGAUCGCGGUCGCACCCCCUGCAAUCUGAAAUGUAUCCCCUUUCAGCACUGCAUUACGCCUUAUAAAGGAAAUCUGUCAUCAGUAUCACCCGCACUAACCUACCAUA
This is a messenger RNA of Hyla sarda, 3208 nucleotides long. It is a transcript of the gene TAF5, whose product is annotated as TATA-box binding protein associated factor 5. Gene Ontology annotation, cellular component: transcription factor TFIID complex. Gene Ontology annotation, molecular function: protein binding; RNA polymerase II general transcription initiation factor activity. The transcript has 11 exons. The coding region runs from base 94 to 2397 and encodes 767 amino acids. The record is from RefSeq and is a predicted model, not a curated record. Gene Ontology annotation, biological process: transcription initiation at RNA polymerase II promoter. NCBI's taxonomy places the organism in Eukaryota, Metazoa, Chordata, Amphibia, Anura, Hylidae.